Brassica napus (rape) is the source of this 3685-nucleotide messenger RNA. RefSeq lists its product as uncharacterized. The record is from RefSeq and is a predicted model, not a curated record. NCBI's taxonomy places the organism in Eukaryota, Viridiplantae, Streptophyta, Magnoliopsida, Brassicales, Brassicaceae. The coding region runs from base 186 to 539 and encodes 117 amino acids. The transcript has a single exon.
UACCACAAUGGUUCCAUGAUCUUCCAAAUCGGAGCAUACAGAAAACAAAAGAAGAAAGGUUUUUUUUUUCUUGGGCAUAUCCCAAGUUUCCUUUUGUCUUUCCUUCUUUAUUUUUUCUUCUGGAUAUAAUUCUCCAAGAAGAGAACAAAACCCUUAUUUCUAAAACUCCAUCAAAGUUGAUCGUAAUGGGAAACUGUUUAGUCGGAAAGAAGAUUGCAAAUGUUGCUGAAGAAGAUGAUCGAUGUGAAGAAGUGAUAGCGAAGAAAGAUUACAAAGGGAAAGAUCGCAAAGUGAAGAUUGUUAUAACGAGAGAUGAGUUAGAGAAACUCAUACUUUUCCAGCUUAACGCAGACGGUGCAGCUAAAGGAGGAGAUGCCACGUCGGCUUCUUUUGGAGAUUUUCUAAUAGAACUCGAGGCGGAGAAAGUAGCCGGAGAAGCUGCGGCUGCGGCUGCAGAGGAAGAGAAGUCUCGCCGAAGAUUAUGUAGGAGGUGGAGACCGUCGUUGGAGAGUGUCAUCGAAUGGCCUGAAGAAGUAUAGUACUCUUUAUUUUAUUUUAUUUUCCUAUUAUUCAAGGUUUUCAAAUAUUUUAUUUUUCUACUAAAAGAAAUGGAUUUUCUUUUUGGAAAUUUACUUUUGCCUGUUUUUUCUAUGCGAUUUUUUUCCGAGAUCGUUUUUGGCAUCAAAGAUCUUGGGUUUUUGAAAUGGGCAAUGGUGUAUUACCAAAAAAACUAUCCGAAAAAAGAUUUCUAUGUUUUGUUUUCCUUUGUAAUUUUAUGUGCGUCAUCGUUAAUAAUGUUCAUAGCUCUGAGUAUAAUCGUUGGCUUUCAAGUUUGUCUCCCUCCCAUGUGUAAUAAUGUAAUAUUGUCUUAAGCAAAAAAAAAAGAAAAAAAAAAGUGUUAUUGUCAUGUGCUCUCUUUGUGUUUUUUUUAACGCUUCUAAUUCAACCAAAGUACUCUUUGAAUUCUAAACCAAAUCGGCCAGCAACAUAACCCAUAAAAACAUCAGCAGGCAUCUACAGAUUAACCCAUACGAAUGUAUGUCCAAAAAACAUCAGUAGGCAUCUCUUCCAAAUCUUACAAUUUUUUAACGCUUUAUGUUUUAUAUGUCCUUUAAGAAAAUGUUUUUUUUCCUUAAUUUAAAAAAACAAAAAAAAUAUUUUCCUCUCUUAUAAUUAUUUUAGAACUCGUUUGGAUCAGUUGUAUGUCAUUGUUUAAGGUAAAGAAAUAAAUUCCUAUUCGAUAUAUUCUUAACUCAUUUCAAUAUUUGUAGGAUAAAUUAAAUCAUUUCUUUUGUUUGCUCAAAACGUUAAAAUAUCAUAUAAAUGAAAAUAGGAAGAUACAAGAGUUUCAAUCGUAAGCAAAUGUUUCCCAGGCAAAAACAAAUAAAAACAAGGAAACACUAGAGAAAUUUGAACUAAAAGAAGCUAAAAGCUUUAAGUUAGCCAUUUUGACAAAAGAUUUUUGAACAGCCUUCGCUUCUCAUUUUCUUUGAAUAUGUGUUAAAUUAAUUCAAAAGAAAAAUAUCAUUUUUUACAUCUUAUGUGACCUUUUUGAUGAAAAAAAAAUACAUCAUCUAGCAUCAAAACAGAAAGCGUUAUUGUCUUGUGGCAAGCCACCGUGAUAGCGCUUCCGGCGAGCUUUGAAAUUUCCCAGCAGCCGGAAUGAUAAGCAUCUGUUUCUGACAUGUUGAUCCACAUGCUUUGCAAAAGAUGCAGCAGUGGUUGGUGUAGCUCCAUGUUUUCUAUCAUUCCUCUCUCUUUAUAAGGUAUGAAUGGAGACUUGGAAUGCAUGUCUUGUUAAGAGCGUUCAUAACAGACCACCACUUGCAUCCAUAAAUAAGCUCCAUUAGCUCCGACCAGUUUGUAGUGAAUCUCCAUUGCGGAAACAUUCGCAUCAGUUUUGUCCAGACUUCAGCGGAGUAUGGACAUUCAAAGAACAGAUGGUCCCUUGUUUCGGAAGGCUCUUGGCAGAGUACACAUGAAAGAUUUGUGUUAAUGUUCCAGCUUAGCAUUCCAUCCCCAGUUGCCAGCCUGUUUUGAUACGUAAGCCAAUGGAAGAGAGCAUACUUAGGCGUAUUAUGUUGAAACCAUACUCCUAUGGACCAUAGCGUUGGCUGUUCAUGAUUUCUGAUCAGUUUCCAGGUAAGCUUAGUCUUGAAAACAGGACGAAAUUUAUCAGUGCUCUAUUUCCAUAGAUCUUGAUCUUUUGAUGUUGACAUUUUCUCUUUCUGACGUUCAAAGAGAGAUUCCAAGUCAUUCAAAAGAUCAUUUCUAUGCCUUCGCCUACGACGAAUUGCCAUAGCCAUAGCCACUGUUGCUGUUGAAGGAAUACCCAUAUCAACGCAGCCACGAGGACCAAAGAUAUCAUGAAAACGUCCCAUAGGUGACCAAGAAUCAAACCAGAAGGAGCUGUCAUGACCAUUCCCGACCUUCAUCACAUGAAAGUCUUUACCUUUAUCUCGAUAUUUAAGAAAUUUGCACCACAUCCAGGAGCCAGAAGUUGUGUUAUCUCGUACUGACCACAGAGUGCCACGCUUGAUCAACUAGGUUUGAAUCCACUUAACCCAAAGGGAAGGUUGCAGAGAGACUAUCCGCCACACUAGUUUCAAGCAGCAAACCUGGUUUACAUCUUUCAGAGAUCGCAAUCCAAGUCCUCCUUCUUUCUUCUCCCGAGUAACUAUCUCCCAAAAUACCUUUGCUUUUCGAGUGUUCAGUUCGGGCCUCCUGACCACAAGAAAGCAGAACAUAAAUUAUUGAUCUUCUCUAUACACUCUCCUGGUAAGAAAUCCAACCCAUCCAAAAAUUAACAAUGCUCAGUAAGACAGACUUUAUGAGUUGCAAUCUUGAUACCAUUAAUAGAAACCGAUUUGUCCAAGCUCCAAUACAAUUCCUGAUCUUCUCAAUCAAGACUGCAUAAUCUAAUUUUCCCAUACGACGUGAGAGAAGAGGUAGCCCAAAGUAAUGAACAAGAAGUUCUCAUGAUGCAAACUCAAACUGUUGCUCUAUCUCAAGAGUUGUAUUUUUUGAUAUUCCAGCAUAAUAUAUUGUAGAUUUCUCCAUUCUUAUUUGCAGACCCGAGAUUCUGCCAAAAUAGUUAAAAACAUUCACAGUGCUCUCAAUUGAUCUUACUGUUCCAUGUUGAUUCAAAGUAUAAUAUUCGAAUAUUUCCAUGUUAGCAAAUUCAACUACUAGUUAACAUCAAUAAGAUUCAUUAUAUAUUACAAAAACGAUAUUUAACCUGACCAAUUUAUAUCUAAAUUUUCGUUCCAAGUCAUUAUAAAAUAAAUUAAGCUACUCAGAUACAAAUUUCAACUAAAAUAUUUUGGUUCUGCAAUUCAUGUAGGACCGCGAAAAUCCUGAUUGAAAAUCACGAAACAGAAAUCGAUAUAAACGAUAAGAUGAAGAUAGAAAACGUUUAAGAAAUCGUUAAGGAAAUCGACGAAUUCACGGAGUCGAGAUUUGAUAUCUUUCCUUAACUCAAUAAAUCGCCUGUAUUGUGUGACUGUUUGAAUGCGAUCUAUGAAUCCAAUGAUACAACUGUGACAAGACUGUUUCGCAACACCCGAAACAGAAUCUAACGAACUCUAACUACUACGAAUACUCUCGAGACACUUACUUUAAAAAACUAGAAAAAACUAAGAGAGAUUAUUUGCUGGUAGCUUUGGUGUUUCGCCUUUUCUGUGUG